Messenger RNA from Pungitius pungitius (ninespine stickleback), 3811 nucleotides. It is a transcript of the gene ugl, whose product is annotated as ureidoglycolate lyase. Gene Ontology annotation, cellular component: cytoplasm. NCBI's taxonomy places the organism in Eukaryota, Metazoa, Chordata, Actinopteri, Perciformes, Gasterosteidae. Bases 827 to 2467 code for a protein of 546 amino acids. The record is from RefSeq and is a predicted model, not a curated record. Gene Ontology annotation, molecular function: malate synthase activity. The transcript has 14 exons. Gene Ontology annotation, biological process: glyoxylate cycle.
AUCAUUAGAUUCUUUUAUUUUGCAGCUAAAUAGACAUUAUGGGUGGUAAAGAAUGUCAAUGUAUGGUGAAUAUCAGGAAAGUUUAAUUUGCUGUUUCAGACGCAUCUUUAUUUUUGACCAGCCUUAUGAAUGUCUUGUGAAUAAACGUGGUCAAACUGAACAACAACAUGUUGUGAUGCUUGAAUCAGAGUGACGUGUGCCAUAACCAGUUAGUUACUUGGGUGCUCCUGAGACAUACUACUUUAUAUUAUUUAAUAUAUUUAAUGUAAACAGGCUCAUUCAUGGAAAAUGAACCCCAAGACAAUUAUUACCAUGAAGGGAGCUCUAUGAGGCAUUGCAGCAACUUUCAGCUCAUUGGUUUCAUGUGCCAAUCAUGUUGAUUCCUUAAAGUUGGAUACUUAAUGAGGAUUUUUAUUACUAUAACAAAUUCAUGAUAACAAAGUUGUGAUAAUAUGUGAAAUAAAGAUAUUGUUUAACUGCCUCAAAGUGGCCAUAAGUUUAUAAAGGGAUGCAGCGCUGUGUUAUUUCUUUAUUUCUUUGCGGGAGCAGAAAGGAGUGCUGCUGUCAACACAUUUGCACAAAUUCAUAACUUCUUCAACUCCUCCAUAUUGUAACGCUGAUUACUUCAGUUUUGGUAUCUGUCCCUAACACAUGUGUGUUAAGGUUUUAUUCACAAUUAGACCACAUGUGUAAUUGGUAAACCUUUCCAAACUUUUAAGGCUGCUGUUGGGGCCACUAAAAUGAGUCCUUUUCUGUAUAUGGAGAGUGACCUUAUUGUACCCACUGAUAUGUGUUGACUCUUUAUUGUCCACAAGGUCCAGUCAGUAUGGAGCUUUCCCCACCCCCCCCAGGUCUAGAGGCAGAAUAUGAGUCACUCUUUAGCACAGGCUCCCUCCUUUUCCUCCAGGAGCUGAUCUCCACAUUUGAUGAGGAGGUGGAUCAGGUCCUGAAGUUACGGAUUUCCAGAAAGGCGCAUUUAGACCUCACAGCUGACCUGCCAAGCUUUCUGGAAAGUACCACACAUAUCCGGAGGGAUCCAGUCUGGAGGGUCCUCCCUGUCCCCCCGAGGCUCCAGAGAAGACACGUGGACAUUGGGGACCUAGCUCCCUGUGACACCGAGCGCUUUGUUAAAGCCCUGCAGUCAUCAGCACAAGGCCUACAGGUUGACUUUGAUGAUGGGAACUGCCCUACAUAUUACAACCAGAUCAAAGGCCUUCAUAACGUUUUUAAGGCCGUUCACAACCAGAUCCCCAAUCUUCCUCACAUAUCUCAUGCUCCAGUGCUGAUGCUUCGCCCUCGCGCCUGGAACAUGGUGGAGCACAACUUGAUGGUGGCAGGGAAAGAGGCUGCAGGUCCUCUCUUUGACUUUGGACUACUCAUGUUUCACUGUGGGAAGAUGCUUUUUGAAAACAAGAGUGGACCCUUUUUCUACCUCUCCAAAGUGGAGAGCUUCAUGGAGGCCAGACUAUGGAACAAGAUAUUUGUCUGGACACAACACAAGCUGGGUCUUCCACUGGGGAGCAUCAAGGCAACAGUGCUAAUUGAAAAUAUAUUGGCAGCAUUUGAGAUGGAGGAGAUUCUCUACGAGCUGCGAGACCAUUCAGCAGGACUCAACUGUGGCAUUUGGGAUUAUUCAGCUUCUAUUGUCAAUAAAUUUGGUCACCGACAGGAUUUCCUUUUGCCCGACCGCAGUAAAUAUGUAAAUAUGGAGAAGCAUUUUCUGCGCAGUUACAUGGACCUGUUGGUUCAGACGUGCCAUCGGAGGGGAGCGCUGGCCACGGGAGGCAUGGCAGCCCUGCUGCUGCCCCAGGACCCGCUCAAUGACCCCCACAGCACAGUGUUGGCCACUGUCACCAGAUUAAAGUUGCUGGAGAUCAAGGCGGGUGUGGACGGUUUCAUGGUGUAUGACCUGAGUUUGAUUGAGCCAAUGCAGAAACUCUUCAAGCUCCACACUGAAGGUGAUAACCAGCUUCAUCAGCUUCGACAUGAUGUUACUGUGACACCUGAGGACUUGCUGACCAUGCCUUUGGGAGGAGUCACCCUUUACGGUUUGAAGUAUAACAUUGCAGUUGGUGUCCUCUUUGUUAAUGCUUGGCUAUCAGGUAAAGGUCACUUUUUCUACAGAGGCCAGGUUGAAGAUUCGGCCACAGCAGAGAUUUCCAGAUCACAGGUGUGGCAGUGGAUCCGUCAUCAGACUCAGCUGGAAGAUGACAGCAGGGUGGUGAGCAGGCGGCUGGUGACCAUGCUCAUCAUGGAGCUCACGCGGGAGCUCAGGACUCUCUGUCACUCUGUUAGGGCUAAACAGAGGUUGCACACAGCAGCAGACAUGUUCCUGGAAGUGGUCCUAAAGAGAGAUUUUCCUGAGUUCAUCACCACCUACUUGAUUCAGGACCACACCUUUCUCAGCUCCCAGAACACUGAACAGGUGGAAUCUCUGAACACAGACUGGCCCCAAGCUAAACUGUGAGCGUCCUCUGCCCAACAAGAACACACUUUGAGGACAUCCAAUGCAGCUUUUAGAGAUUUCACUGGAUAUUCUAAAUUAAAUAAUUCUAAUUAUUUGUUUAAAUAGAUUGUAAUUUCAUAGACAGAUAAUCAGUUAGGGACAAAAUGUGUUCAUUUUGUCAGUCCCUAUGGAAAAAGUGGUGCAGCUAUGCCUCGCUUCCAUCCAGCAGGUCCUGGCCUUGGCCUCUUCUAAAGUCUGUCCGAAGUUCUGAUGAGGAAGAACAGCAGCACACUGAAAAUCCAGAAAUGUUUGCAGACCACGCUACAUUAACUUUGGAUUUAGCAGAGUACAGAUGUUUGAUGACUAAUAUAAUGCAUGAUCUUCAUCAGAGGAGGUUCCUUAUAUUAAACCUAGGAUUAGUGCAUCUGAAAUCACACUGCAAACUCCUACAGAGUCAAUUGUACGAAAGAACUUGAGUCAUUAUCCAGUAUGAGAUUAAUUUGCAGUAGAGUUAAAGUAAAUCUUUGAUAGGUUUGAAAUGUAACUGUACAGUGUCACUCUACUUGGUGUAGGGCUUAACUCUAUGUACUGUGGCACAUGGAUUGGAGAGUGUGUGCUGGAAACCACAUGGUUGGUGGUUCGAACCCAGGCUGCUCUAUGCCCCAUGUCACAGUGUCCCUGAGCAAUACACCUAUCCUCAACUGCUCCCUGGGCCAAAAUGUAAACACCAUGUAUUAAAAAUAAAAGUUCCUUUAGCUUAAUGACAUUGUAUUUAACAAUGAACAAAUUUAUUAUAACACUUAUUCUGAGUUAAAUUAUUAAUACUUUGUUGAGUGUUGAUUUACAAGAUUGGGACAAUAUAAACACCAGCUUAGAGUUAAAAUUGAAUCUCAAAGAGUCAAUUUAACUGAAAAUUUGCUGUGUAAAGACACUAACACACACUUUCACUGUUUUAAAACAAUAUGGUUAAGGGGGUUUACUUUUCAUUCUGAGGGUUAAAAGUGAUAUUGGAAAAUGCCUGUUACAUAAACAACAUACAUUUUUAGUAAGCUCCUUAUUUUAGAACCAACUGUGAUCUUUUCCUAAACCUAACCAAGUUAACCAAUCAAAUAAACUAAACUUAAACUGUGUUUAAUUUGAAACAAGUCUGGCUGCAAAACUGAAUAUCUUCUGUGAACACCAAAGUUUAUUUAUAACAGACACACACAGGUGGACUGACAAAUGAUCCCUGACGUCCUAAACACUAGAGUGGAACUUAGAGUAGAAGGAAAAUACCCAGUUGGGUGUUUUGGUAUCACAACCAGUGUUCUUUUAUUUAGCUGUGUAACAAUGUGGAACAAAAGUGUGAUAAAAGGCAUGGAUGUU